CAACAGAUGAUGUUUUUAUAAGCUUAUAUAAUCAAAUCUUAAAUGUAAUUUAAACUUGUUAUUACCCAGCUGAAUAGACACUUUCAUUUCCUAAAGAAAACUAUCCUGAAGUUUUGAGAAUAUCUCUGCGAAUGGCAUACUGAUAACAUUAUGAUCCAAGACUGACUGCAGUGUUGUCAGAGACUUGAAUUCCAAUUUGUGGGUUAGUGUCAUCAUGGUGUCAACACCAAUAUCACAAUACUUGCUUCGUUGGAAUGAUCAUCUCUCAAAUUAUGGUGACAUCUUCUUAACACUAAGAGAGCAGGAAGAGUUUGUGGACUGCAGUAUAGCCUGUGAAGAUGGCAUUGUGGGUGCUCAUAGAGUAGUACUUGCUGGCUGUUCUCCUUACUUGAGGGACGUCUUCAUUCGGAUUUCAAAUCCUCAUCCAGUCAUCUUCCUGACGAAUAUUCCAAGAUCUCUUGUCAUCAUGUUGCUGGAGUUUAUCUAUAAAGGUCAAGUUCACAUUCCACAAAAUCGUCUGCAACAGCUUGUGAUGCUGGGUCAGAGUCUUCAGAUCAAAGGGUUAAAGCAGAUUACACUGCCCGUGAGUGAGGUUUCAUCACUAAAUACUGUCACUCCAAUGGCAUUUCCACACUGUCUUCCUGUCUCUGUAACAGGAGGUCUAGCAUACAGUGUUCCUUCUGAAGGGGCUUCUAAUCUUGAUGUAUCUGUUGCAAAUAAUGAAGAAAACACAGAAGAGAAUAGAGAAAAUGUAGAAGAGGAAAGGACAAAAAGUAUAGAGGAAAGUAGAAAAGAUGUAGAAGAGGAAAGAAACUAUGUAGAAGAGGAAAGUAGAAAAAGAAUAGAAGAGAAAAGUAGAAAAAGCGUAGAAGAGAAAAGUAGAAAAAGCGUAGAAGAGAAAAGUAGAAAAAGUGUACAGGAGGAAAAUAGAAAAAGUGCAAAUGAGAAAAGUAGAAAAAAUGUAGAGUUUAUUUCACAGCAGAUGUCUGAUGAAUCACCAAAGAAACGGCGAGGAAGAAAGAAAAAAUUCUCUGUCAGUCAGAACCGGAAGUACCCACUGAAGUCCUACCCCGUGGGUUUACAAGAUAAACGCCUCCUUGCAGCUUAUGCGAAGAAGCAUGGUAUAGAGUCCACCAGAAAUUAUGCCAAAACCUUGUAUGAUGUACAUAUGAGAACGUCCACCAUCUUAAAACUGAUGAAGAUGUUUGGUAAACAUAGAUCGGUUAAAAGAUUAGGAUCACAUGCUGAAAGAACAGGUCAUGUGUGUAAUACAGUGUCAUCAAGGUCAAUGGAUUAUAUUUAAGGAGAAUUUCUGUAAAUCUGGGAUGCUAUACAUUAAUUUCUUUAACCAUUUGAGUACUUAAGUUUUACUAAAUGUUUUUUUUUUAAACUGGAACUUUAUUCAAGUCUCUUGAGGAACAUAAAAUGUGUGUUUGAUGGAUAUCACAUAAAAGUUCAAAGUAAGAAGUGGAGUUGCAUAACAGUGUUCACUUGUUGCCCUAGAGUUUUUUUAAUAGAUGAUGUGUUGAUUGCAACACGAAAGGCCUAGAGCUGUCAUUCAACUCCUCUCAAGAUUGUUUUGCAUUUUGUAUCACUUGUUUGUGAUUAUUGCAUAUACAGUGGACCCCCGGUAUUCGAUGGCAUCGGUAUUCGAUAAAUCCGGUAUUCGAUGCAUUUUAACACAAAAAUUUCGCCUCGGUAUCUGAUCGAAAACCCUGUAUUUGAUGCGAUUCGUACGAGACGUGUCCACGUGUGGCCUGAACUGCCCCGUGUGUGCCAGUGUUUACAAGCCAGCCAGUGUGCGCACAUCUAAGGAUACAUGCGGUACAUUCCAUAUUAUCACUGUUUUUGGUGCUUGUUUCUGCAAAAUAAGUCACCAUCGGCCCCAAGAAAGCUUCUAGUGCCAACCCUGUGGUAAAAAGGGUGAGAAUUAGUAUGGAAAUUAAGAAAGAUUUUGAAGAGUUUGGGGCUAACCCUGAGAAGCCUAUGCCAGUUGCGGAAUCCAUUGUCCAUUGUGCCUACUUCAAAAAUUAAGGAAAUGUGUGCACAGUGGGUUGAACUGCAAAUCUUUAUGGAUGAAAAUCACCCUAACACAGCUAUUGCAAACCGUGCUGGUGACUAUUACAAUGACAAUGUUGAGGCCCAUUUUAGACAAAUUGUAAAGGAACGGGAGGUACAGAGCUCUAUGGACAGAUUUGUUGUGCGACAGAGGUCCAGUGACUCUCAAGCUGGUCCUAGUGGCAUUAAAAGAAGGGAAGUAACCCCAGAAAAGGACUUGCUACCUCAAGUCCUAAUGGAAGGGGAUUCCCCUUCUAAACACUAACAUCAUCCACACUCUCCCCUCCCAUCCCAUCAAUCAUCACCAGAUCUUCAUUAAAGGUAAGUGUCAAUUAUUCUAUUGUUAUUGUAAUUAUUCUAAUGCAUUAAACUUAAUAUUUCAUGUGGUAAAAUAUUUUUUUUCAUACUUUUGGGUGUCUUGCACGGAUUAAUUUGAUUUCCAUUAUUUCUUAUGGGGAAAAUUUAUUUGCCUUUUGAUAUUUUCGGUAUUUGAUGAGCUCUCAGGAACGGAUUAAUGUCGAAUACCGGGGGUCCACUGUAUGUGUGUGUGUAUGUACAGCCUCUCCUCACUUAACGACGGAGUUCCAUUCUUAAGACCACGUCAGUAAACGAAUCCGUCGCUAAGUGAGGAGCAUACUAUAAUGGUAGUGGGUUUGUGUCAACUAUCUUUGAUAUUGCUUUAAUGUCGCCUUUGCACCAUUUAUAACAUUUCUGGUAUAUUUUUAAAUGUUUAUACAGUAGUGUACUUUAUAUUGUAGUAAUCAGGAUAGAGUAAAUCAGCUCUAAUAUACAUUUAGGUAUGCAUGCUGGUCAGGGAACCCGUUGUAAGUGAGACGUCAGUAAACGAGCGCGUCACUAAGUGAGGAGAGGCUGUAUAUAUAAAGCUUGUUCUUAAGCAGUGUUAUCCAGAUACAUUCAUAGUUUGGUAGGCAGUAUUACUAGUACAGGUGCUCCUUGAUGUAUGAUGGUUCUACAUAUAUUUCAACUCCACAAUGGCACAAAAGCAAUUACAGUAAUUGUUUAUUUACUUGUUUAGUGACAGCAGUUAUUUAUUUACUUAUUUAGCAUAUAUUCAUGUCAGAUUUAUGAUAUUUUUGACUUACAAUGGGUUUGUCAGAGCGUAACCCCGUUGUGAGUCAAGCACCACCUGUAUCUAACAUUACUAGCUGGGUAUGAUUGCUAUUUACUUUAUAUUGUGGUAUAAACCUUGGUAAUAAAUACCGACAAGUUGGUUUAGAAAGACACGUAAGCAAACACUAUAACAUAUUUAUUAGAAAACGUUUCGG
Molecule: messenger RNA, 3344 nt
Organism: Cherax quadricarinatus
Lineage: Eukaryota; Metazoa; Arthropoda; Malacostraca; Decapoda; Parastacidae
Product: protein jim lovell
Biological process (GO): regulation of transcription by RNA polymerase II
Cellular component (GO): nucleus
Molecular function (GO): protein binding
Source: RefSeq, a predicted model, not a curated record